Molecule: messenger RNA, 2217 nt
Organism: Cydia strobilella
Lineage: Eukaryota; Metazoa; Arthropoda; Insecta; Lepidoptera; Tortricidae
Product: post-GPI attachment to proteins factor 2-like
Exons: 6
Coding region: 320-1171 (283 amino acids)
Biological process (GO): GPI anchor biosynthetic process
Cellular component (GO): Golgi membrane; endoplasmic reticulum membrane
Source: RefSeq, a predicted model, not a curated record
UUCCAGAGAAGCUUCAACUUGUCGAAGGGGAGCGCGCCCCUCUGUUCGCACCUAGUGCGCAGGUCCAAAUAACCUCAUUCAAUCCACGCCUUGGGUCAUCCACACGCAUUUAUGCAUUGGACUAUUCUCUUUAUUACAUACCCAUUCUGUCCUAACGCACAAAUUUCAAAAUUUAGAAUCAAACAUUACAACUCCAGGUGCCAUUCAAAAGUGUUUUAAACUUUAAUAAUGAGUAAGUUACAUGUAGAGGUAACAGUAACAUUGGCCUUUUUUCAAAGAAUAUGUAAGAUCUGAACAAAAAGUGCAUAGUGUGAAUAAAAUGGUAAUUGACGCACAUGUAGAGUCACCGCCGAACGUGGAUGUGCCUGACGAGAAUGACCGCACAAACCACACGUGCAACAAAGUUAGGACUGUUAAGACAUUAGACUUGCAGGGAAUUCUUUGGCAAUGCGGCCUAAGAGAGAUCUGCUUGGCUGCUCUGUGGCUUCCACUUGGUGCUUUAAUAUUUUGUUAUGUGACAGCGUCUAUAUUCCAAGCAGAUGAUAUUCAUGAAACUCACUGUAGGGUUUACAACGUAGUACCCUCAAUAAGUGCGAUUACCGGCAUCAGCCCACAGCGGUACGUGUGGAGGAUAUGCAUAGCCUUCCACCUGGGGCCGAGGCUGCUCAUCGGCUCCCUCUAUUAUAACUACCAUAAGCAGCGGAACGCGCAUAUUAGUGAAGAUGAGGUUAGAUUGCAAGCCACGCAAUUAGGAGAAGCCUGCUACUGGCUCAACUUGGUAGAGCUGUGCGCCCUCACCGGAGUCACAUAUGUUUCCAAUAGGGAAAAUUACUUUGUACACGAGAAGAUAUUCAUAGUGUUCAUGGUAGCCGCGCUCCUGCACAUGCUGUGCCGCGCGCGCGUCGGCAGCAUAGCCAGCGACACCGUGGAAUCGCUGCGGACCAACAAGCUUGUGUGGACGCUGUUCUACGUGGCCAUAGCUGCCACCGUGGGGCUGAUUGUGUUCUUCCUGAGGCAUCGACUUCUGUGCAGGCCUUUAGCUUUCACCUAUUUCUCAGUCUGCGAGUACAUCCUGGCAACAGCCAACAUGGCCUUUCACGCUUUAGUGGUGAGAGAUUUGCCUCUUCACGAGGUGCACGUGGUUUGGCCCACCAACCGGAAAGCAGACUAACAGAAGAGUGCACCACAGUUCCACGUUGGGUGCCAAAUGCAUACUCACCAGAACUCAUCAUGUGUGUUGCUAAUGUACUCCAAGUAUACUCAUAUUAGUAGGUAUGAUAGCACGUUACUGUUAUUGUAUGCUGUCAUGCUUGGCGGGGAAAUGCUUGCAUUUACAUGACUACGCAUGGAAAACUUUAGAGUGUAAUUUUUAAUUAUUUAUGACUGAAUACUUUUGUGAUGCAGUCAGCUUGUAAUGCAGAUAUCUCUUCCAAUGUCUCUCGUGUCGGAUUAUAAUCUAAAUUAUAGUUUUUUCUACUUACUAUGUAUGUAGCAAGCCCCGUGUGUACGUAAGUACCUAUAUGUAGGUACAGUCGAAGGCAAAAAUAUCGAUCCGGACAAAUAGCUCAAAAAUAUGUGAACACGACUUUAUUGUCUAAGGUGUAAGAGCGUACACAUAUUUUUGAAACUUUGGGAAUGUAUAUAUAUUUAUGCCCUUGACUGUACCUGUACCUAUAUGUAAGUACUUCGUUUAUAAGGUUAAGAAAGAUCUCUGCAGAGUACGCGUGAGGUAAUAAAUUUGGCAUUUUAUGCGGUAAAACUUUGAGGCAAAUCAAAUAGCGAUUAUAAUAUACUAGUUGAGAUUUUACUAUUACUGUCUAUUACCGGAGUUAUAUCUAUCUUUGCUAUUACACAGCAUAAUGUACCUCUGCCUAAACUAUAAAAAUUCUCACACUUACAUACUUCUGCUCGGUUCUUUAUAAUGAUAAAAAACCGGACAAGUGCGAGUCGGACUCGCCCACCGAGGGUUCCGUACUUUUUAGAAUUUGUUGUUAUAGCGGCAACAGAAACUAUUACACGGUUCAUGAGAUACAGCCUGGUGACAGACAGACGGACAGAUCGGCGGACAGCGGAGUUUUAGUAAUAGGGUCCCGUUUUUACCCUUUGGGUACGAACGAGAAUUUUAGCUCCUCGGUCAAUAGAUUUUAGUUUUAUUAAAUAUAAAAUUAAAAGGUCCCAUAUCUAUAUGGUCCCAAACAACGGUAACAUUCAUCUGUA